This is a messenger RNA of Protopterus annectens (West African lungfish), 3629 nucleotides long. RefSeq names its product syntaxin 10 (gene STX10). Lineage: Eukaryota; Metazoa; Chordata; Ceratodontiformes; Protopteridae. Gene Ontology annotation, biological process: Golgi vesicle transport. Gene Ontology annotation, cellular component: membrane. The coding region runs from base 122 to 871 and encodes 249 amino acids. The record is from RefSeq and is a predicted model, not a curated record. The transcript has 9 exons.
GUCACGUGAUACUGUUCGUUGUGCUGCGUCGUUACUACCCUCGGCCGUACAGCCAUCCAGCUGUAGUAGAAGGAUGGCGGUAGAUGACCCGUUUUUUGCAGUAAGGGGAGAGAGAUGCUAAAUGCUACCAGCUGCAGUGUGGCCUGGGAUAGUCAGAUGGGAGGUCAACAAGGCACUAACCACUUCGAGGAGUCUCUACCAGCGAUGGUGUGAACUGCUGGAAGAAACUGGCACCAUAAGCAAGGAGGAGUUUGACUGGACAACAAAUGAGCUCCGUAACAGUCUACGCAGUAUCGAAUGGGAUCUGGAGGAUUUGGAAGAAACCAUUGGAAUUGUAGAGGCCAACCCUCGAAAAUUCAAAAUUGAAGCUUCUGAGCUGAAUGAAAGGAAGGUGUUUGUGGAGAACACAAGGGAGGCUAUUAAGGUAAUGAAGGAUCAUAUGUCCAGCCCUUCAGCUUUGGUAACAGCAGAAAGGAAAAACCAGCAGGUGGGUACAGAUGGACAUCAGUAUGCUGACCGAUACAGUCGUUUGGAUCGUGACCUGAUUGGUGCAAAUUCGAGGUACAUAGAGGACCAGCAAGCACAACAACGGCUAAUUAUGGAAGAGCAGGACGAAAAUCUGGAACUUGUUACGGGCAGUAUCAGAGUACUGAAAAACAUGUCUGAGCGGAUUGGUGACGAGUUGGAUGAGCAGGCUGUAAUGUUAGAUGAUUUCUCCCAUGAAAUGGACAAUACCCAGUCAAGAAUGGAUAGUGUCCUGAAGAAGAUGGCCAAAGUCUCGCACAUGACUAGUGACCGACGGCAGUGGUGUGCAAUUUGUGUCCUGCUCGCUGUACUGAUUACUGUACUGAUCCUGCUAAUUGUUUUGUGAUGGUUUAAUUUGGACUGGUCAUCGUGGAACCGUUAAUGGCAGGAGAUACUGCUUCAGUCCAUCUGCAGACCUGACUUGGCUGAAGUUCAGUGUACUCAAUGAUGUACUUAUUUUAAGCCUGUGGUUUUUAUUAUUUUAACUUAAAUAACAGCCAAGAUUUACUUUCACACUUCAGUUUGAAGUGAACAUUUUAUAAACCUUUAUCACAGAAAAUAAAAUUUCUGCAAAGUAACGGUACUAUAUGCCAUUAUGAACAAAAAAAAAUAAUUUUUUACAGCAUUGAUUGAAGAAAUUCAUUUUAUAAAAAUAUUUAAUAAUUUACACAUUUUGUUAGUAAAGUGGCAUAGGGUCAGAAGUGUUGAAAACUAAAAGGGAGUCUGCCAUUUGCUUAGUUAUGUCAGCUGAUGAGCAUGUUUAGGGGUGGUAGUGAUUUGUCAUACAUUAAUGACUGAAGAAUUAGAUUUUAAUAUGCAGAGCUUUUCACUUGAAAUAAAAAAGUAAGAUAGCCAGCCACUAAGAGGAACUGUCCUGACAUGUGGCAAGGAUGGAAUGCCACCUUGGAUGAUAAGGUGGACACCAGAUCUCAGAGCACAAAAUUGCGUGCAUGUGUAUGUGUGGGGCAGGGGGGGGGGGCAGUGUUUUGUACUGCUGUACUAUGUUGAUUGGCAGAGAAAAAAGCUGCAGUGCAGUUCCACACAUUCCUCUAGUACUGGGCUGCUACAGAUGAGGAGGACUGGUGGAGAUGAUUUUAUUUAACUUCCCAUAAGGCAGGUUUAGCCUAAGUUUUACUGCAUCAUUCCAAUAUACUACAGGUGAGUAAAUAGUAUAGGUACUGAGGGUUUUGGCGGCAGCAGACUGGGGGGGGGGACUCAUAUCUGCAUCUUUUAAGAGUAACCGACUAUGUGCCAAUCUAAAAGCACCACAGAUGGCUGGAUACAUUAAAAUCAGAGCACUAAUGACUCACUUACUACCUUUCCUUGGAUGGGGUGGGCUUCAUGGUCUGAGUGGGCUGUGCUCAUUAUAAAAACUAGAAAAUCUUGCACUUUUGUAGGGACAGGGUUAGUACAACAUAAGGAUAUAUUUAAUAUGGAAAACAGAUUAGAGUUUAAUAUAGUUACAACCACAAGCAAAUACAAUGGCACAAAAGUGAGACUUCAAAGGAUUAUGAGACACUUGGGGGGGGGGGUGCAAUUUGUUAAAUACUCAGUUUCAAACAGACUUUACUAAAGUCAUAUGCAGACUCACAGUGGCUCAAACUCAUCUUUGUUGAACAGUGAAUGUUAAAAAUAUCACCAGUAACUAAGCAGGGAGGUGAGCAUGUUAAGAGAGUACUUGUUUCUCUCUUGGAAGGUAUUGUGGUGUGCAAAUAAUACUGUAAACUGUGCCAGUUAAUGUCAUUAAGAAAACAUGCUAUCAGGACAUGCAGUUAUGAAGGACAGUGUUCUCUGAAAUGUGUUAUGCAUGAGGUGUAACUGAAUGCUACAUCUUGUCAAAGUGUAUUACUGUGUUAUGACUUUGUAAACAUCGAUUUAUUUAUUCCUGUAAGCAAUGAGUUUUUAUGUGUUUUUUUUUUUUUUAAUUCAGGACUGUAGCUUGUGAUCUGUUGAGCACUUUUUGCAGGAUAUUAUUGGUACCUUCACAUGUUUAUAUGUUAAUAACUGGUUUAACACAUGACUACUUUUCAGUGCAUGAUGGACUUUUGUUAUGAGAGUGUUUUAUCAGUCAUUGUAUGCUAUCUCACCAAGACAGCACACUUCAGAAAUGCCUGUGUUGUCACAGGUAGCCUACAAAUUGCAGACCAAAUGCCUAGAGUCAGCUGAGUUCGUAUUUAAUAAUCACUGACACUUUAUAAAGUGCAUGUUUGUGGAAUUUUUUUUUGAUGUGGAUAUAGUGGUGUUUACAGCAGUAGUCACAUGGAUUUACUUCUUCAGUGGUGGGAGAGCUGCCAUAUCAAUGAAGCAGCCGGAAAAUGAAGGUCACUUUAGGUAGAUGUGGGUGAGCAUCAUUAAAUGAUGGUCAUUUAGGUAGAUGUGAGUGGCCAUCCUUUGGACACUUUCCUUCUCAGCAGUAGGUAUGGUUUCAUUCAUAAGAAUGGUGCCUGGGUAACCUUUUUGAGUGUGAAGGCUGCACACAAAUGCGGGGGUAGAAGGUCGGUAUACCCUGUGCAGACCCUGUACAAGGCUUCAGAAAAGCAAGAUCAGCAUGGCAUUUGCUGCUGUUCUACACCAUUUGUGACACUCAGUGGAACCAUUCAAGGGUUCGAUAUGGACAUCCAUUGUGAAGGAGAAAAAGUUAUUCUGGGUAAGAUUUGUGAUGAGGUUUUGAGGAAAUCUGAUGAGAACUUUUUACUAAGCCUGUAUCUGCAGCUUAUCAAGGAAAUUGUAAUGAGCGUUGACUCUGUCUUUAACAAGUAGUGUUUUCAAAAUGUUCAUUUACUGUGUUUUGCCUCAGCCACAUUGUCGGUUUAGGUGCAAGUCUGCUAGUACUGUUUGUAAUUACCUUCCAGAUAUACUGUGUGCCAUUCAGGAAACCUGCAGUAAUUUAAUUUGAAGGACUAUAAAAAAAUAAUGGGAAGCCGUCUGCAAAUUUCAUUUUGGUACAACGCCUCCCAGGCUAAGUGGCAUAUCUUUGAGUCCGCAGCCAAAUCUGCGAUAUACACUUUGUUUAAAGCCAUAUCUGUUGCACUGUGUGUGUGAUAGGCAAGAUUAUUUUUAUGGUACAGAUGUAAUGAAAUGUCAAAUAAAAUAUUUUUAUUCUU